This is a messenger RNA of Balaenoptera acutorostrata (minke whale), 4011 nucleotides long. It is a transcript of the gene CNOT6, whose product is annotated as CCR4-NOT transcription complex subunit 6. Gene Ontology annotation, biological process: nuclear-transcribed mRNA poly(A) tail shortening. Gene Ontology annotation, cellular component: cytoplasm; CCR4-NOT complex; nucleus. Bases 739 to 2127 code for a protein of 462 amino acids. The transcript has 13 exons. Gene Ontology annotation, molecular function: poly(A)-specific ribonuclease activity; protein binding. The record is from RefSeq and is a predicted model, not a curated record. NCBI's taxonomy places the organism in Eukaryota, Metazoa, Chordata, Mammalia, Artiodactyla, Balaenopteridae.
AGGGGGAGGGGGUGGGACGGCGGCCGCCGCCAUGAUGCUUGUUUGCUUUCAAUGAAAACGAGGGGGGCGCAGAGGAGGAGGAGGCGGCGGCGUCGGUGGCGGCGGCGUCGGCUGCGCGAAGGCGAAGGCAGCAGUGGGUGCAGCGAGGAGGGCGAGGCCGGAGGCCGAGAGGCCGGGAGGCCGUAGUGGCGGCCCAUCGAGGCGGCUGAAGCGGGCGGCUGACGCGGUGGAUCUCGGAGGGAGAACAAAGAGCGGCGGCUGAGGCGGCAGAGGAGCGGCGACGGCGGCGCUGCAGCAGCGGGCGGGACUGGUAUGGUGGUUCCACAGGUCAGACCCCGCUGCACUCACAGGGAGGAGGCGGCGGCAGCGGCGGAGGAAGGCGGCGCACCCCAAGAGGCAUGCCCAAAGAAAAAUAUGAGCCCCCUGACCCUCGGAGGAUGUACACAAUUAUGUCCUCUGAGGAAGCAGCAAAUGGAAAGAAAUCACAUUGGGUGGAGCUUGAAAUAAGUGUCUGCCAAGUGGAGAGUUUAUAACUUAAUCAUAGCAGUGAAUUGUUCUAGAAUCGGAAAAGUAAGAAGCUUAAGCUCAUCUUUGUGGUCACUAACUCACUUGACAGCUUUGUAUCUAAGUGACAAUUCCCUGUCCCGCAUUCCUUCAGACAUUGCCAAGCUUCACAAUCUGGUGUAUCUGGACCUGUCCUCUAAUAAAAUCCGGAGUUUACCGGCAGAACUCGGAAACAUGGUAUCACUCAGGGAACUCCAUUUAAAUAACAACCUGUUACGAGUUCUACCUUUUGAGCUGGGAAAACUGUUUCAGUUGCAGACUUUAGGCCUGAAAGGAAAUCCACUUACCCAGGAUAUAUUGAACCUCUAUCUGGAACCAGAUGGAACAAGAAGGCUACUGAACUAUUUGCUUGAUAAUUUGGCAGGUACUGCAAAAAGAAUUUCAACAGAACAACCACCUCCAAGAUCUUGGAUUAUGUUACAAGAACCAGACAGAACACGGCCAACUGCCUUGUUUUCUGUCAUGUGCUAUAAUGUUCUUUGUGAUAAAUAUGCGACCCGGCAGUUAUAUGGCUACUGUCCAUCAUGGGCACUAAAUUGGGACUACAGGAAAAAGGCCAUUAUUCAAGAAAUCUUGAGUUGCAAUGCUGAUGUCAUAAGUCUUCAGGAGGUUGAAACAGAACAGUAUUACAGUUUUUUUCUGGUAGAACUGAAAGAACGUGGCUAUAAUGGAUUCUUUAGUCCUAAAUCUAGAGCUAGGACAAUGUCAGAACAAGAAAGAAAACAUGUUGAUGGCUGUGCAAUAUUCUUUAAGACAGAAAAAUUUACUUUGGUUCAGAAACACACUGUUGAAUUUAAUCAGCUAGCAAUGGCAAAUUCAGAAGGGUCUGAAGCUAUGCUGAACAGAGUCAUGACAAAAGAUAACAUUGGAGUUGCUGUACUGCUAGAACUUCGAAAGGAAUUGAUUGAAAUGUCAUCUGGAAAGCCACCUCUUGGAACAGAAAAACAACUUAUUCUCGUGGCUAAUGCUCAUAUGCACUGGGACCCUGAAUACUCUGAUGUGAAGUUGGUUCAAACAAUGAUGUUCCUCUCAGAAGUGAAGAACAUCAUUGAUAAAGCCUCGAGAAGCCUCCAGUCCAGUGCAUUGGGAGAAUUUGGAACUAUUCCACUGGUGUUGUGUGCAGAUCUUAAUUCUUUGCCGGACUCUGGUGUUGUGGAAUAUUUGAGCACUGGUGGAGUAGAAACAAAUCAUAAAGACUUUAAGGAACUGAGAUAUAAUGAAAGUCUUACAAAAUUCAGUUGUAAUGGGAAAAAUGGGACAACCAAUGGAAGGAUCACUCAUGGUUUCAAGUUGAAGAGUGCCUAUGAGAGUGGCCUGAUGCCUUACACAAAUUACACGUUUGAUUUUAAGGGUAUAAUUGACUACAUCUUCUAUUCUAAACCUCAGCUGAACACUUUAGGCAUCCUGGGACCUCUGGACCACCAUUGGCUAGUUGAGAACAAUAUCAGCGGCUGCCCACACCCACUCAUCCCCUCUGACCACUUCUCACUUUUUGCACAACUGGAGCUCUUACUGCCUUUCCUGCCCCAAGUUAACGGCAUUCACCUUCCUGGCAGGAGGUAGUCAAGUACCUUCAGAGGAUGACCUCAGUUUCACUCAUAAACUCGUAAAAAAUCUGAAUAUAGGGGAGUGAGGUAUGGCCACUAGGGAUUUUUUUUUUUCUUAAUGAUAAUUUGAGUUUUCAAUCUGAUUAUUUGAUAAGGAUAUAGUAUGAAAGCCAGGUGCUAGCAAACAGACAAAUUCUGAGCCCGAUAUGCUUUAUAUACUGUUAGACAGGGACUGGUGUGUUUGCACCUAUCUUUAAUUUGUUACAAGUAAUUUUCCUGUUUCUUCUAUCCAAUAUAAUAUUUUCAUGCCUUGAAAUAGGAAAAUGUUUGAACAGCAUAUUCUCUUUGCACAGAAAUCUGUAGCACUACUUUUUUGAGGCCAGUAAUAACAUCCAGAGAUCAUUCUUCCAUACUUUACUCCCUCCUUUUUCAGACUUGUUUGUAAAAUAUAGAAUUUAAAUUUAGCCUUUAUGAUUGUAUAUGAUCCAUAGAAGACCUGAUUUAUGAAAUUUUGUACUAAAAAAAUCAGAUUUGGAAAUGAUUGUAUUGUAAUCUAAGGCUAAGUUUUUUUUACCUGUUUCAUGUGUUAUAAAGGCCAGCUUGUAAAAGAAGUUGCAACAGACCUUCUCUGCUGAUGAUUUGCACUGUUAGGGUUUUGUUAGCCCUUUUGUACUACUUUGUUUUUAAAUUGAGAACAUUGCUCUUUAAAUCUAAAUCUGUUUAAAGUUUAGGACAUUUUCUUGGACCAGAGGCAACUUACCCAUGAAUUCCUGGGUUUUUACAAAAAACUAUCUACCAGGACAGAUAAGCUGAGCAGUGAAUGAUCUGUAGGCAUUAUGGACUGAAUGUAAUGGUUGAUAUAUGUACAUUCUGAUAUUUUUAAAUCCUCAGCUUUUUUAAGUUACAGAAUUACAGCUGCUUAGGGACAGCUUCUUAACUCCUUUUUGAGACAUUUCCUGUCCUAUCUCCACUGUGCCUGCCUGAAUUUGUUCUCACCAAGCACUGCCUGUGCAUGCAGAGAAAAUCUGUGCAUCCUCUUUUAUAUUUUUAAAUACUGUUUAACAUUUGUCAGAGUUUUAUGAAAAUGCUUUUGUAUGGGCUGUGGCUUUUUUUCCAUUGUGAAGCAUUGAAUAUCACGUUUUGGAACAUGUUCAUAGGGUGGGUCCCUGGGUCUUUACUCACCAGACCCAAGCACUGCUUCUUGGUGUCAUUGCACAGUGCUGUUCAUCACCCAGAGUACUACUAUCAUGUGAAUUCUUUUUGUUUUCCAUGUAUUCCUUAGUUUCCAUGUUUUUUAGAAAUCAUUCCUUUAAAAAAAAAGUAAUUUUCCGUUUAUGAAGCAGUAUAAAAUAAAUGAGAUGUACUUUCAAAACAGGUCCCUAAGACAAUACUUCAGAUCAUUUUAAAAGUGACUAAGUCAUUUUAACAUGUCAACCAAGAUAAAAGUUAUAUUAUACCUUGUAUUUUGCCCAUAGUGCUGUUAGUAGAGAUUAAAGCCAGCUUUAACUUCGCAAAGUUAACUCCUAUAUGUUCUGUUCUCAUUCAUUCAUUCUCUCCAAAAAAUCAAAUGAAUUCACAGGGAACUUGGUCUAACUGCUUUUGUUUCAACUGCAGGCAGGGGAGCAAAAGGACACCAUGUAUGUGAGCAUUAAGAAAAGAAAUUGUUGAAUGUUAAUAACAGUUUUUAUACAGAGUGAGUCAUUUUGGAUAAUGACUUAAAAUUUUAUGAAAAAUGUUUAGCACUUAAAUGUGCUUAUUCUGUUUUUAAGAGAAAAUAAAAUCACAUACUGUUUAAGUAAAUGAUUCUUUUUUUUUUUUCUUUUUCUUUUUCUUUAAAAAAAAGAAAAAAUUCUCCAAAAGGUUUUGAUCUUGAAUCUUUGUCUGGGACCUGGUUUUUCCU